GCAACGUCAACGUCAGCUACUGCUCUGAUUGUAAGUUAUUUACUCUGCUGCCUUAAUCCUAUCCGUACUUUCUUCAAUUAUAUCACUGUAUAUCUUGCGAGAGAAAGAAGGCUUCUUUGUGCCCGCGUUUCGUCAAGUUGCGACAUUCCCAUCAUAGCUACAGCUAUCUCUUCCCUUUCAGCAGCUAAUUCAGGACCCAGCCUCAGAACCCCAGGUCCUUUGAUUCAGUAGUAGUUGCAGAGCUCGGUCUAAAAGAAGACUGCCAUACUUUUCGCAAAGCGACGCCUGAGUUUAGUGCGGCAACAAACAAAAUGAACGUCAUUAAAUUACAAAGGAAAUAUCCUCAGUUCCAGCAAGACGAAAUCUUUGGCUUGCAAGAUGCUUUUCGCAAGCUCGACGUCGAUGAUAAGGGCUACUUGGAUGAAGCUACAGUAAUCAAAGCCACGCAGCAGUCGGAGAGGCAACCCUACGACGUUGUGCGCCAAGCAUUGAAGGAGGUUGAACUGGACAGCUCCCGAAGAGUAGAACUUGAUGAUUACGUGGACCUCAUCUCGAAGGUGCGAACCUCCCAGCGUGCGCCGCCAAGCUCAACUCCAACUGCUGCACCAGGCGCUUUGCCUGCGCGCGGACAUGGCGCAAAGGGCAGCGUGAGCGGCAAAAUCCAAGUACAAGGAUCAUCGUCGAACGUGACGCAUACCAUCAACGAGGACGAACGUACAGAAUUUACUCGCCACAUUAAUGCUGUGCUGGCGGGUGACCCCGACGUGGGCCACCUCUUGCCCUUCCCCACUGACACCUUUGAGAUGUUUGACGAAUGCAAAGACGGUCUGGUUUUGGCAAAGUUGAUUAAUGACAGCGUGCCCGACACAAUCGACGAACGAGUACUCAACCGCCCGAGCAAGAAGCUGAAGGCACUUAACGCAUUUCACAUGACUGAAAACAAUAACAUUGUCAUCAAUUCAGCCAAAGGCAUUGGUUGUUCAGUUGUGAACAUUGGCAGUGGGGACAUCAUCGAGGUCAGGGAACACCUAAUCUUGGGUCUUAUCUGGCAAAUUAUUCGCCGCGGACUGCUUGGAAAGAUCGACAUCAAGUUACACCCAGAGUUGUAUAGACUACUGGAAGAGGAUGAGACUCUUGAACAAUUUCUCCGCUUACCGCCAGAACAAAUUUUGCUGCGGUGGUUUAAUUACCAUUUGAAGAACGCAAAAUGGGAUCGAAGAGUUUCUAACUUUUCGACCGACGUCAAGGACGGGGAAAAUUACACGGUCCUUCUCAAUCAGCUGGCCCCAGAUCUGUGCUCUCGCGCACCUCUGCAAACCCGGGACCUUCUUCAACGCGCUGAGCAGGUGCUGGAUAACUCCGAUAAGCUUGACUGCCGCAAGUUCCUCACCCCUACCUCUCUGGUUGCCGGUAAUCCAAAGCUAAAUCUUGCUUUCGUUGCCAACCUGUUCAAUACUCAUCCUGGUCUGGAUCCGAUCACUGAGGAAGAGAAGCUUGAAGUUGAAGACUUUGACGCUGAGGGCGAGCGUGAAGCGCGUGUCUUCACGCUGUGGCUCAACUCCUUGGAUGUGCAGCCGGCGGUCAAUUCGCUCUUUGAUGACCUACGGGACGGCACCGUCUUGCUGCAAGCCUAUGACAAGGUUAUUCCAGGCAGUGUUAAUUGGCGCCAUGUCAACCGCCCGCCAGCCUCAGGUGGAGAGAUGCUGCGCUUCAAGGCUGUCGAGAACACAAACUAUGCGGUCGAGCUUGGAAAACAGAAUCGCUUCUCGCUCGUCGGUAUUCAGGGUGCCGAUAUCACUGACGGACAGCGCACACUUACACUGGGUAUGGUAUGGCAGCUUAUGCGUAAGGACAUCUCAGAGACACUGUCAGCGCUUGCACAACGCCUGGGCAAACGCGAGAUUUCGGACUCUGAAAUGGUCAGAUGGGCAAAUGAAAUGUCGCACAAGGGCGGCAAAUCAUCUUCAAUUCGCUCGUUCAAGGAUCCAUCGAUCGGUACCGGUCAUUUCUUGCUGGACGUGCUGAAUGGCAUGAAGAGCUCAUACGUCGAUUAUGACCUUGUCGCUCCUGGCCGAACCGACGAUGAAGCCUAUGCCAAUGCGAAGCUCGCCAUCAGUAUCGCCAGAAAGAUGGGCGCGACGAUCUGGCUGGUGCCUGAAGAUAUUUGCCAGGUCCGAUCGAGGCUGGUUGUUACAUUUAUUGGAUCGCUUAUGGCUACACACGAGAAGAUGUCAUAGGCAUGGAAGCCACGCUAUAUGUAAAGCGAAUUAUCCGUUUUAAAACUGUAGUGUAGAUGAUAUUUGCGAUACGGACGCUGUUGAAUCCUACCUAGUAUCAUAAUCAUUCAAAUUAUGUAACCUGCUAUUUUCAAAUUUGCCAGUUCGAAGUUAAUCUAAUGAUUACAUACCCUGGCUAGCAAAAAGGUGGAGAAUAAUGCUCCCCUGUACCUCCGUAGUUUAUGACUUGAAGAUAGAGUAGAUCCUCGGUUAAACUUGGGCACUACGACAGCGAUCUUUUUAGCAAGCGGAUAACUGUGCUAUCGAUAUGUUAGAUUAUUUCAGUGAACGUGUUUCUUACGUUGACCUGUUUCCGUUUGGUUUCUUUCUCUUCAUGUUACAAUAUCUUAAUUCCCCCGUAUCAAAGUCUUGGAUACAGCGCAGAUAUCACGCC
Molecule: messenger RNA, 2670 nt
Organism: Xylona heveae TC161
Lineage: Eukaryota; Fungi; Ascomycota; Xylonomycetes; Xylonales; Xylonaceae
Product: putative actin-bundling protein Sac6
Exons: 6
Coding region: 312-2237 (641 amino acids)
Biological process (GO): actin filament bundle assembly; actin filament network formation
Cellular component (GO): actin filament; actin filament bundle; cytoplasm
Molecular function (GO): actin filament binding; calcium ion binding
Source: RefSeq, a predicted model, not a curated record